AUGGCAAAGCCGCGCCACAGAAUCCAGGCCCUCGUCCUCGACGACGUGCCCGCCGUGGCCCGGCUGUGCGCCGAUGCCUUCGAGACGGACCGGCAGACCGAGAUGAAGGCGCUCGGCAAGGAGCCCUUUGACAUGAACGAGUACACCCUCGAGAGCCUGCCCGGCCUGCUCAAGAACCCGCGCAUCGUCGUCCUCAAGGUCAUCGACGAGGACACGGGCGACAUCAUGGGCUACUGCACCUGGGGGUUCCGCGGCUUCCUACCGGACGAAAUGCCCGUCGUCGAGGGCCGCCGAUCGCAGCCGCCGCAGCCGCCGCCGCAAGCCAGCGCUCCCGCACCGGCAGCCAAAAGCGGCGAUAACGACAACGACAACGACGACGGCCAGCAGCAGCCGCCGCCGCAGCAAGAGGGCAAGGCGGCACAGCCCGAGACGGACCCCAUCAAGCGGCUCGAGGCUCUCACGAGCGCCGACAUGGACGCCUGGAUGGAGGAGGUCAUGCCCGAAGGCACGCGCUGCACCUUCGUCGUCGGCCUGUCGGUGUCGCCCGGCUACCAGGGCCGCGGCGUCGGCUCGGCCCUCCUGGGCUGGGGCACCGCCUUCUGCGACCAAAAGGGCGUCUUCGCUUGGGUGCAUUCGUCGGAGCCGGCGUGGAAAAUGUACGAGAAGUCGGGCUUCCGCGUGAUCCGGUCCCUCGACGUGGACUUGGACGAGUACGCGCCCGUGCCGCCGCCCGGCGAGGGGCCCGACGCGAAAUGGGGGCACUACGUGUUUCGGUACAUGAAGUAUUUUCCCAAAGAGUUGAAUGUACAAUCAUGA
This is a messenger RNA of Purpureocillium takamizusanense, 816 nucleotides long. RefSeq lists its product as uncharacterized. The coding region runs from base 1 to 816 and encodes 271 amino acids. The transcript has a single exon. Lineage: Eukaryota; Fungi; Ascomycota; Sordariomycetes; Hypocreales; Ophiocordycipitaceae. The record is from RefSeq and is a predicted model, not a curated record. Gene Ontology annotation, molecular function: acyltransferase activity, transferring groups other than amino-acyl groups.